UAGAGUGUACUGUGUGCUACACACGUUGGUACACCUACUCAUAUGUUGUAGUCUAGUUCCGUACUUACGUAUGGAAAGAGACAUAGGUAGAAUACAUGUGGACUCUGGGUAGUUAUUAAGAACUGGUUCCACUCACUGCAUAGUGAGCAAGCUGAGCCCGUACGCGGUCUGAAAUCAUGCCAAGAAGGGAAAGCAGCAGUGACAGUGAUUCCAGCUCAUCAAGCAGUAGCAGUGCAAGCAGCAGCAGCAACAACAGUAGCAGUAGCAGCAGCAGCAGUAGUAGCGGAUCCAGCAGUAGUGACAGUUCCAGUCAAAGCAGCAGUAGUACUCACAGUUCUUCUGCCAAUUCUUCUAAAAAGAAAGACAGAAAUCUAUCACCAAAAGACAGUAACAAAAGAAAGGAAGCAAAACAUGAUAUAAUAAGAGAGAAACCUGUGUCAAAAGAAAAUGUAACGCAUGAAAGAAAACGUGAACGAGAAAGGACAGAAAAGUCUAAUUUAAGACCAGAAAAAACAGAAUUAGUUGUUGAACACAUUAGACCAAAGGUUAGAUCAUCAGAACAUGAUAGGCAUAAAAGAGAUUCUCCAGAACAGUUUAGAACAGAGCACUCCAAAAGCAACAGUCCUCCAAGAACAUUUCGUCAGAGUCCAGAUUCUAGAAGUAAAGCAAAGGAAGAGAGAAAUCAGACACACAGACUGAGAUCUUCUAGCCUGUCACCCCAACCUAAAGAAAAAGAUCAAAGACAUAGGAGACGAUCUUCUAGUCUGUCACCUCCACCUAAAGGUAGAGAUCAAAGACCUAGGAGGAGAUCUUCUAGCCUAUCACCUCUGCCUAAAGAAAGAGAUCAGAGACAUAGCAGGAGAUCUUCCAGCCUAUCACCUCCACCUAAAGAAAGAGAUCAAAGACAUAGGAGAAGAUCUUCUAGUGUAUCACCGCUACCUAAAGAAAGAGAGCAGAGACAUCAGAGGAGAUCUAGUCUAUCACCUCAACCUGUUAGACAUAAACGUUCUCGGUCAGACACAGAAAGUCCCAGACCAUCUUCACGAAGAGAGCCAGCUGAUUCACAGCUUAAAGAAAACUGGGAUAAAACGGACAGCCAGAAAUCUUCUCGAUACUCAGAAAAAAGCAAAACACAAUCCAGCAAAUUAACUAAUGACGGUAAGUCUUCACAAAGAGAACAGACUAGAAGGGAGCACUCUAGAAGUUACAGCCCUGAGAGUACAAGAGAGAAAAAAAACUCAUCUAGAUACAAAUCUAAACAAAAUACAGAGAAUACACUUGAUAACACACACACAAAAAGUGAUGCACGUUCUGAAAGUCCAGAUUCAAGAUGUUCAGCUUCAAAGGCAGAUUCCCAGAGGCAUUCUAAACACCAUAAUGAAGAAAGACACAGGAAUGAUGAAGUUGAAUGGAACCUUGAAAAGGUAGUUUCUUCACAGGAAAGAAAGAAUAGUCCAGAAACAAAUACAGAGAGCUGCAAAUAUAAAACACGAAAGGAUAAUAGGUCUCCAAAUAUUCAUAAAACAGUAAGGGAUGAUAAAUCCCCGAAUGAGGGAAGGUUGCAUCAGUCUGUUAGUAGUAGACAAGAACAUACUGUAGAUAAUCGAUCUCGUAGAUCGUCAUCUUCAUCCUCAUCUUCCUCGUCAUCUUCAUCAUCAUCUUCAUCAUCUUCCUCUUCCUCCUCCUCAUCUGAAAGGUCUAGUCACUCUUCAAGAGGAAGGAGUACUAAAACAGAUGUAAUUCCUCAAAAGCAGACAAGAUCUGGAAGCUCAUCCUCUAGGGAAAGACAUGAUAGGAAGACAUCAAAAAGCCCUGUGUUAAUUCACGGAAGAGAUAACAGAGUAACACAGCUUGUAGGUGAAAAAUGUAGAACUGCUUCACAAGAAAGGAAUACCUGGGGGACGGGUACAUCUGAUAUGCGAGAGGCAGAGAAGUCAUUAGAUACUCUCUCUCCUCAUGAGACCAGGUAUUCACGAUCCCCUUCUAGAACCAGUGAGAAAUCGUCCCGUAGUAAAAGUCCAUCUGGAAGUAAGCAGGAGCCCCAUUCAUCAGUCGGUAAAAAACAUGAAAGAACUAAUGCGCUGAAGCCAAAGAAAAAAACUGUUGAGUAUUCUUCAACAGAGGAUGAUGGUGUUACAUCAGACUCAGGAUUUUUUCCAAAUUCUGGUUCAAGACGGAGCCCUAAACAAAAAGGAUGUUCAGAAGUAAAAGUGGAUGUUGGUUUAUUAGAAAAGAAAAAUGGUAGCAGAAAAGGAAGUCCAGAUAGUGUAAAACAUGACAUUCAGUCAACAGUAGAGGAAAAGAAGCUAUGUGCUGCAGAUAGUUCCGGAAAAGGACCCAGAAACAUGAGUCCUUUGAAGGAAUUGUCUCAGAACCAUGCUUCUGAGGAAGAAUCAUUGUCCAGAGAUAAGACUGUUAAGGCCCAGCCAAGUUCUGAAAUGGUUUCCUCAACUGAAAAAACAGGCUACAGAUCACAUUCUGAAGAUUCUGAUUCAGAUUCUUCAUCUUCUAGCAAAGUUACUGCAAGUUUUCAGAAAAAGGAAGGCAGUGGGAGAGACUCUGAAUCAGAAGCUGAUGCACCUUUUCAGCAGACAGGACAAAGUGAUAUCAAGGAACCUGAUAGUACACUUUCAUCCGAGCCUUCAUUUAAUAGAAAAAGACAUGAUACUUCCGAAGACUCUGAGUCAAGUGUUCAGAGUCCCCAGAUCUCCAGCCAGAGACAGCAGAGUCCAGAGCAAGACAUCAGGAAAGAUACUGUGAAACAACCAUGCAUAACAAGGAAAAGACAGCGGUCAUCAUCUUCUGAGAGAGAUCGGAACAGAUAUAGAUCGAGAAGUCCAGUGCUACCACCAUACAAAAUUACUUCACAUGCAGACAGCCCUGUUUCCAGUAAGAAGGCAUCCGAGAGUUUUCCCUCCCCAUCUGGAGAUGUAAUUGAUGAAAUGAAAGACCGUGAGGAUAGAAAAAACAAAGACAGGCCAGUAGACAACAGAUUUACACCAGAGGGCCACCUUGACAACAGUUCCCCAAAACAAGCUGGGCAGGAAAGUGGUUCUUCAGAGGACAGUGAUGGUUCAAGUUCCAGUAGCUCUGAAAAUGAAGAAAGUGCUGGAAGCAGUGGUGGAGCAGUUCAGAAAAUGAAAAGCAGUGUUGCUCAUAUACAAUGCAACUCUGACAGGGAAAGAAGGGACAGCAACAGCCUUCGUCAAAGAAGUUCUUCUCCUGAGUACAGGUCCAGAGAUCGAGAUGAAUCACUUUCUCCACGAGAUCGAAGAUGUUUGGAUCACACAAAGUAUGACCAGGAAAAGUCAGAAAGAGGACGAUACCAUGGCAGAAAUGCUCAUGACUGGGAUAGGGAGAGAGAGGAGUAUUCAGACAGAAGCAGGGAUUUUGAAAAAAGAAAGCGAGGCAAAUCUCCAUCUCCCAUUAAACUAGGUGAUGAAGAAAGAACAGUAUCGCAGACUUUACCUCCUCCCGAAGAACCUCCUUCAAAGAGGAAAAAGGAUGAACUUGAUCCAAUCCUUACACGGACAGGAGGGGCAUACAUUCCCCCUGCAAAGCUCAGGAUGAUGCAAGAGCAAAUCAGUGACAAAAGCAGGGGUUUACUAGCAAGAUCAGUUUUACAGGCACAGAGUGCCUCACCCAUCUUUACUCAUGUUUAUGCAGCAGUUGUGGCAGUUAUCAAUUCCAAAUUCCCACAUAUUGGAGAAUUGAUGCUCAAGAGGCUGAUUCUGAAUUUCCGUAAAGGAUACCGCAGAAAUGAUAAGCAACUUUGCCUGACAUCUUCCAAGUUUAUAGCCCAUAUUAUCAAUCAGAAUGUGGCUCAUGAAGUUUUGGCACUUGAAAUGCUCACUCUUCUCCUGGAAAGACCUACAGAUGACAGCGUUGAAGUUGCAAUAGGAUUUUUGAAAGAAUGUGGCCUUAAAUUAACUGAAGUUUCUCCUCGUGGAAUUAACGCUAUCUUUGAACGUCUUCGCAAUGUUCUCCAUGAGUCUGAAAUUGACAAGCGUGUUCAGUACAUGAUUGAAGUUAUGUUUGCAAUUCGUAAAGAUGGCUUUAAGGAUCACCCAGUCAUUCCUGAAGGACUGGAUUUGGUUGAAGAAGAUGACCAGUUUACUCAUAUGCUGCCAUUGGAAGAUGAUUAUUUACCUGAAGAUGGUCUUAAUGUUUUCAAGAUGGAUCCUGAUUUUCUGGAAAAUGAAGAAAAAUAUAAAACCAUAAAAAAAGAAAUACUUGGAGAAGGCAGCAGUGAGUCAGAGUCUGAAAGAGGUGAUGAAGAUGAAGCCACUGAAGAGGAUGAAGAGGAGGAUGAACAAGAAGAAGAAGGUGAAGCGAAAGUGACCAUUUAUGACCAGACAGAAGUUAACCUGGUUUCUUUCCGACGUACUAUUUAUCUUGCCAUACAAUCAAGUCUAGACUUCGAAGAAUGUGCCCAUAAACUGUUAAAAAUGGAAUUUCCUGAGAGCCAGACUAAAGAGCUCUGCAACAUGAUACUUGACUGCUGUGCACAACAAAGAACAUAUGAAAAAUUUUUUGGCUUGUUAGCCGGGAGAUUCUGUGUGCUGAAGAAGGACUACAUGGAAGCUUUUGAAGUGAUUUUUAAGGAGCAAUAUGAUACCAUUCAUCGGCUGGAAACAAACAAGCUGCGUAACGUUGCAAAAAUGUUUGCUCAUCUUUUCUACACUGACUCAAUCCCAUGGAGUGUAAGUUGUGAAGUGCGAAAUCAUUGGAGUAAUGUGGGAAAGUGA
This is a messenger RNA of Protopterus annectens (West African lungfish), 4748 nucleotides long. It is a transcript of the gene CWC22, whose product is annotated as CWC22 spliceosome associated protein homolog. Lineage: Eukaryota; Metazoa; Chordata; Ceratodontiformes; Protopteridae. The transcript is spliced from 16 exons. Gene Ontology annotation, molecular function: protein binding; RNA binding. Gene Ontology annotation, cellular component: catalytic step 2 spliceosome. The coding region runs from base 177 to 4748 and encodes 1523 amino acids. The record is from RefSeq and is a predicted model, not a curated record. Gene Ontology annotation, biological process: mRNA splicing, via spliceosome.